Messenger RNA from Aquila chrysaetos chrysaetos, 6046 nucleotides. RefSeq names its product aryl hydrocarbon receptor (gene AHR). The transcript has 11 exons. Gene Ontology annotation, molecular function: transcription cis-regulatory region binding; nuclear receptor activity; protein dimerization activity. Gene Ontology annotation, cellular component: nucleus; aryl hydrocarbon receptor complex. Bases 510 to 3101 code for a protein of 863 amino acids. Lineage: Eukaryota; Metazoa; Chordata; Aves; Accipitriformes; Accipitridae. The record is from RefSeq and is a predicted model, not a curated record. Gene Ontology annotation, biological process: regulation of transcription by RNA polymerase II.
CGGGGCGGGGCGGCGGGGCCCGGCGCCGCGCACACUGACAGGCGCUCGGCCAGCAGACGGCGGCCGCGCCGGGGUGCAGAGGCCGCCGCGCACCCUCCCGCCGCCGCAGAGGGAGCCGGCCGGGAGACGGCGUCGCCUCGGCGGGGAGACGCGGAGCGAGCGGCGCUGGAAAGCCCCGGCCGCCCCCACACCUGUGCCCUCCGGGGGCGGCGAGUGGGUGUAGCCGCCGCCGAUCACCUGGGAUCCCCGCCCCGUAGCGCCUCCGCCUCCCGUCCUCGCCCGGCCGGGGAAGGCGCCACCGCCGCUGCGAGCGACCGACCGACCGAGCGCGCUCCGGGUCGGCCGCGGGCAGCAGGGCCGGGGCCCGCGGGCGAAGCGAGGCGAGGCGAGGCGAAGGUUGCGGCGCCGGUGGGGCUCGCCCCCUCCCGACAGCCGGGGCGAGGCGGGCAGGAGGGCGGCGGCCCCCGGCCGGUGGAGCCUGCGGCGCGGGGCGCUGGACCCGCGGCAGGAUGAACCCCAAUGUCACCUACGCCAGUCGGAAGCGGCGGAAACCUGUGCAGAAAAUAGUAAAGCCAUCCCCAGCUGAAGGAGUCAAGUCCAAUCCAUCCAAGAGACACAGGGACCGCCUGAAUGCGGAGUUGGACCGCUUGGCUAGUCUUCUGCCUUUCCCUCAAGAUGUUAUCGCCAAAUUGGAUAAGCUGUCUGUGCUUAGGCUUAGCGUCAGUUACCUGAGAGCCAAAAGUUUUUUUGAUGUUGCAUUAAAAUCUUCUAACUCUACAAGACCAGAAAGAAAUGGCAUUCAGGAAAACAGUAGGACAGCAAAAUGUGGAGAAGGGAUGCAGAUCCUGGAAGGAGAACUCUUACUGCAGGCAUUAAAUGGUUUUGUAUUAGUUGUUACGGCUGAUGCUCUGGUUUUUUACGUCUCUUCUACUAUCCAAGACUACUUGGGGUUCCAACAAUCUGAUAUUAUACACCAGAGUGUAUUUGAAUUGAUUCACACAGAAGACAGACCUGAGUUUCAACGACAGCUACACUGGGCAUUAAAUCCUGCCCAGUCUGCAGAUUCUGGACCGAGUGUACAAGGAGAUAAUGGCUUUUCACAGCCAGCAACCUAUUAUAACCCAGACCAACUUCCUCCAGAGAAUUCUUCCUUUAUGGAAAGGAAUUUCAUCUGCAGGUUACGAUGCCUCCUGGAUAAUUCAUCUGGGUUCCUGGCUAUGAAUUUUCAAGGACGAUUAAAGUUUCUCCAUGGACAAAACAAGAAAGGAAAGGAUGGUGCUACAUUGUCUCCUCAGCUUGCUCUGUUUGCAGUAGCUACUCCCCUGCAGCCACCAUCUAUCCUUGAGAUACGAACCAAAAACUUCAUCUUCAGAACUAAACACAAACUGGAUUUCACACCUACUGGCUGUGAUGCAAAAGGAAAGAUUGUCCUGGGAUACACUGAAGCAGAGCUGUGUAUGAGAGGAACAGGAUACCAGUUUGUUCAUGCAGCUGAUAUGCUUUAUUGUGCUGAAAAUCAUGUCCGAAUGAUGAAGACAGGUGAAAGUGGAAUGACUGUAUUUAGGCUUCUAACCAAAGAAAAUCGAUGGGCCUGGGUACAGGCAAAUGCACGUCUUGUCUACAAAAAUGGAAGACCGGAUUACAUCAUUGCUACGCAAAGACCUCUUACAGAUGAAGAAGGGGCAGAACAUCUACGGAAGCGUAACAUGAAGUUGCCCUUCAUGUUUGCCACUGGUGAGGCUGUGUUAUAUGAGGUAUCUUUCCCUAUGUCGAGCCUUGUGGAUCCCUCUCAGCUGAAGAAUAAAAGCACGACGGGAAAAGGAGCCAAAGCAACGCUACACAAUGAUUCUGUGGAUCCAAACUCCCUCCUAGGUGCCAUGUUAAGGCAAGAUGAGUCUGUGUAUCUCUGCCCUCCAGCAUCACAUAAACUUUCCUUUGAGCGGAACUUCUUUGCAGACAGCAGGGAUGAACUGGGUGGUGGUGUUAGCAGCAGCUGGACAGAUAAUCUCCUACCUGCUGGAAAUCACAACGUUCUCAAACGGGAACUAAUGGAGUGUUCCCAGGACAGUACUAUUCCACUUCCUGAAGACAGUGCAGCACUCUUUCAAGAUAACAAAACCAGCGAUUUGUACGGCAUCAUGAAAAAUCUGGGUAUUGACUUUGAAGACCUAAAGUGUAUUCAGCAGGAUGAGGAGUUUUUUAAAACUGAAUUAGCUGGUGUGGAUGAUAUUGGGGACAUCGACAUAACUGAUGAAAUCCUGACUUAUGUUCAGGAUUCCUUAAAUAAGUCUGAUUUCUUAUAUUCUGGCUGUAACCAGCAGGAGCCCAUGGUCCAGAAUGACGGUUGCUUGGUACAGCAAGAGUUAGAUCCACAUCAACUUCAUCAGCACCAGAAACAGCUCAUGGAGCAGCAACAGCAGCAGCAACAGCAGCAGCAGCAGCUUUGUCAAAAGAUGAAACAUAUGCAAGUCAAUGGGAUGUUCACAAAUUGGAGCUCUGACACCAGCAUGCCUCUUAGCUGCUCGCAGCAGCAGCCCCAGCAAUAUGUAUUCCCUGGCAUGCAUGCCACUACAUCUGAGUUCUCUUACAAAUCAGAAGUAAAUACUUCCCCUUAUGCAUGUAGGCAAGAGUUUAUUCCUUACAAGCAACCCACAGCGAUGAUGCCACAGCUUUCUAAUUUUGCUCAAAUGGAUUUCCCUGUAGCAGGUUUUGACAGACCGACCUAUUCUGCUUCGUCCAACUUGGAGGAUUUUCUCAGUUGUUUGCAGCAAGUCCCUGAAAAUCAUGAGUGUGGGAUAAACUCUGAGUCGGUUAUGCUAACUCCUCAAACAUGCUAUGCAGGCGCUGUUUCUAUGUACCAGUGCACACAAGAAGCACAGCCCAGCUGCGUGGAUCAAAUGCAAUACGAUCCUAUGAUGGCAAGUCAACAAACGUUGUUGGACAAGUUCCAAAAUGGUUUCAAUGGAGGAAAUGUAAAUGAAGCAUAUCCCUCUCAGUUAGAUGUGAUCAGUAAUACACAGACUGCCGCACAUCUUCAGCCUCUUCAUCAUCCGACAGAACCCAGAUCCUUCUCAGAUUUGGCAUCUAGUGGAUUUAUGUGAUUCAGACCUAGACCUCCAUCUGUGAUUUUGUCUGGGCGUCAGGCUGCUCUGAGGAAAAGCUUGAUAAUUCUAUCUUUGAGCAUUGGACUUUAACAGCUAAAUUACAUUUUGAGAAUAUGAGGUUGGUUGCACUAUAUACUGGUGGAUAUGUAAUCCAAGAUCUGGCUUUUUAGAGUGACAGGUGGAAUUGAAACUUCUGAAUAUAAAUAUGCCUGUGCUGUUUUCCAUCAGAUUGACUGUGUUAUUGCAGUAUGGAUUACAUAUGUACUACAGACUAUGUCAUGCUAUACAACAUAAGAUAAGGCAAAUGGUUUUGUCGUUUAGAAAACAAUUGGGCACUUUACAAAUAGCAUCAAUGGCACAGGGAAGAUGAUUUCACAUGUGGAUUAUUUCCAGACUUUAUUUUUUAAAAACUAUUAAAAAGCUCUGAAUUCAUGAGAAUCAAAAGCACUUAAUUUUAAUGCAUACUAAGCUCUUUAAUCACUUAUAUUUAAAUCCUUUUGUUUUAAAUCUCCAUUUCUAGCACUUUAAUAGAAGGCUUAAUACAAGGAUAUGAUAUGCAACUUCAGGUUUUCUAUGAAACAGACCCCUUGCAUUCCUCCUUUUCUUGUCAACCUUAAGUGCCUCACAAUUUAGCUACCUUGUUUCUGAUGGGAGCUUAUUUUUAGCAAAACUCACUAUAAAUGUCAUCCAUAUUAUGUGAACUUUUAUCUAACAUCUACAGUGCUACUGGCUGUAUUUUUUUUUCCCCGAAGAUAAUUUGUUUAGAGAAUUACUUAAUUCUUUAUCUGUGGAUUUGUUACACUAUUAACAGGAGUUACUAAUGCUCUGAAUUUAGUUCGGCUAAAGAGUUUUGGUUUAUUCUGUACUGCUUUUCUGCUUUCUUCAGGUAAUACAGGGUAUAUUAAAAAAAGCAGAUUUUGCUGAGGGGGAGGAGCAGAUCCUCAGGAUUAGUUUUAGAUUAUUAAUGCUGAAAAACAUGUGCCUUAUCUUGUGUUAAAACGCUCAUAAUGUUCUUUAGAAAUAAUACAAGGCUGCUCUAUGCAAAUACUUUCAUUAAAAUGGAUAUUGAAAAGGAUUGCAUUUUAAGGGGGAAAGGAAUCUCAAUAGCAAUUGGUAUUGAUGUUUACUUUGACUGCAGUUUUCAAUGUUCGUAAUGGGAAAGGGUCAGUUUUGGUUUAACCUUUAUCCCUAGCAAAUUGCACUGCAACGUACAGAGAGGUUAUUCUUUCUAUGUAUGUUGAACAUUUUAAAAGCUUUGUGCAAAAUAUAAAAUUGGGAAAAGACAAAAGUCAUUAGAGAAAUUCUCCUUGUGAUAAGUUUUAUUUUCAGGAGAAAAAACCCAACAUCCAUGAAAACACUCUGGGGUUUUGUUUUGUUUUUAUCUGAGAGGAUUGUUAGAAUUGCAGACACCAAUGUUUGGUGCAAAAUAAUAAUCUACAUGAAAAAUACAGAAAUGUGUAUAUGUUCAAAAUAUUUCAUACUCUUGUGUGUUAUAUAGUUCAUAUGUAAUAAAAUGUCUUUGUAAAAUAUUUUAAACCAGUUAAAGUGUUACAUCAUUAUAUGUUAAGAACAAUUUUAGUGCAUUUGUUAUAUAUAAUAUAAAAUGGCAAUUUAGCCAGUUUGUUUAAAACAGGCAAAAGUAAAUUGGCUCCCUCUAGACAGAUGUUAAUAUUAUUUAAUACAAAGACAAUCACUUAAAAUUGGAAUCCUUUCAUAGCUGAAACAUGCUUUCUUUGAAGAAGAGCAUAUUUUCUUCCAUUCUGUGUGAUAUGAUAUGCUAGGCCAAACAUCUAAUUCAGUUACAACUUUUCAGAUUAAUAACUUCAGCAGUUCUUUUAAGUGAAAUUACCAUAUAUGAAAGGGACAUUAAGGAUGCAAUUACUGUUCAGGAAAAGCCCAUAAAGACAUUGUGGGUUUUAUUACAAGGUUGUUUUGGUUUUUUUUAACGUUUCAGAUCUUGUUUUCAGCACAAGACAUCAGUUACAGAUUUAGUUAAUAUCAUUUGAAUUAAUUUAUGGAUUCUGUCUUUUUUUAUUGAAGGUCUUGUUUUAAGCCAAUAUCUGAAACGUCUUCCAUUUCUAGCUAGUGUAUUAUGUUUGCAUUUGAGCUUGAAAAUUAGAAAAAUGCUGUAAAACCAGAAGGUUCAAAGGGAUAAUGUGUGUUUUACAUCUUACAAACCAGUAUAUAUCCUGUUUAUGAAUUUAGUUAAACCAAAUACAUGUUGUCCUAUCACUAAGUGCCAAGGAUGCAGUACUACAACUGUGCUGCCCUACUUACUGUAAACAAAUUAGUUGUUUAUACGCAUAUCAGCGUAUUUUGUGCAUUAUCUUAUGCGUACAACAUUGACUGUAUUAGUGCACUCUUGAUCUGCACCAAACUGUAGCUACAGUGCACAGAUGUUUCUGAAUUGGAUCUCUAUUAGCCCUUCAGGUCUGUUAUAAGUAAGAUUAUAUCCCAGUGUUAGUCAGUAUUACUAUCCAUUUUUGUACAAGUUUUCUUAGCUUGUUUUUCUUUCCAGUUCUUAUCUCUCCUUUGCUAUGCCUGCACAUACCAUGCAAUAUACCUCUUGCGUUAAGGUAUGGUUUUGUUGCGCUCUUGCUCAUCUCCAAUAAAGUUUGUAAGACAUAAUAUAUGGUAAUAAAAUAAUCACUUGAAUGUAGCUGAAAUGUAUGUUCUUUUACUGCAAAAAUGUUUGAUUUCAGCAGUAUACAAAAAAUACAUGAUCAUACAGUUACUAAUAUCUUUUGAGAGCUCGUCAUCUAAUAGUUUACAAAAGUUGUUAUUUACGUCACUGUGGACUUUGCACUUCUCUGAAUAUUAGAUGCAAAUACAAUGUAUAUAAUUUAGAGUGGUGAACAAAUGUGUAUUUGUCCAUGGAAUUAGUAUUUUAUACCUGCAUGAAAAUGAGUUUAUAAAUAAACUUUGUAAAUAGUAAGCCACAA